Penicillium verhagenii is the source of this 1110-nucleotide messenger RNA. Its product is annotated as zinc-dependent alcohol dehydrogenase family protein. The record is from RefSeq and is a predicted model, not a curated record. Bases 1 to 1110 code for a protein of 369 amino acids. Gene Ontology annotation, molecular function: zinc ion binding; oxidoreductase activity. NCBI's taxonomy places the organism in Eukaryota, Fungi, Ascomycota, Eurotiomycetes, Eurotiales, Aspergillaceae. The transcript is spliced from 4 exons.
AUGGCCUCAUUCGAUAUUCCCCGUUCUAUGCGGGCUCUGGAAUAUUCUGCGGCCCGCCAAUUCAGCAUUGUGCAAAAACCUUUGCCAAAGAUAAGAGAUCACGACGUUCUAAUCAAAGUAAAAGCAUGCGGAGUAUGUGGCACCGACCUACACAUCCACGACGGCGAGUUUGGAGCACAAGUACUAUCCCCCUCCCCCCAGACUAUUUUCUUAAAUUCUUGCCAACUUUCCCAGUUCCCUCUUGUCCCGGGCCAUGAAACAGUGGGAACAGUCGCGGCCUUAGGCGCCUCCGUCCACGGCUUCACGCCCGGCGACCGGGUCGUCGCCGACAACUCCGAGCUCUGCGGGACAUGCCACUACUGCCGCCUGGGCAACGGCAAAGAACUAUUCUGCGAGAACUUCAUCGCGCACGGCGUGAUGGUUGAUGGCGGAUUCGCCGAGUACGCCGUGUACCCCGCUGCGCGGGUAUUCAAAUUCGCAAAUCUGUCAGACGCCGACGCGACGCUGAUAGAGCCCGCGGCGUGUGCGGCGCACGGGAUUGAUAGAAUCGCGCCGGCCAUGAACUCGCGUGUUCUCAUUUUUGGCGCGGGGCCGACGGGCUUGAUGCUAGCGCAGCUGUUGAGGCUGAAUGGAGCAAGUCAUCUUGUUAUUGCUGCGCCGGCGGGGUUGAAGAUGGAUCUUGCGAGGGAGCUGGAUGCUGCUGAUGAGUACUUGGUUCUUUCGAGGGAUGGAGAGGCUGCGGAUGGGACGUUGGAGAAGCUGCGGGGUGAGAAUCCGUAUGGGUUUGAUGUUGUUGUUGAGGCGACGGGGAACGCGCGGGUCCUGGAGAAGGCGAUGGAUUUUGUGAGCAGGGGCGGCAAAUUGGUGGUUUAUGGUGUCUACGAUGAUGAUGCGCUUAUUGCGUUGUCGCCGAAUAAGAUCUUCAAGGAGGAGAUUCAGGUAAUUGGGUCGUUUUCGCAGAUGUAUAAAUUCCCCGCGGCGAUUGACUAUCUGGAGAAAAAGAUCAACGUCCGUGGGAUCGUCAAUCGCACUUUUAAACUGGAGGAAUGGGAGCAAUGUCUUGAAGCGAUGAGGAACAAGUCGGUCAUCAAAGCUGCGAUUGUGUUUUAA